AUGGCGACUGCGAAUUUCUCCAACCCCGACUCCCUGGCGGAGCUGUCCGCGCUGGUGGAGCGAACGCUUCUGGAUACCGGGCGGCUAUUCAAAAAGAACGGCUCGGUGCCGUCGAGCACGCACCUGCAGCGAUCCAUCCCGAUGCAUUAUGAGAGCUUCCAGCUGGCGCUGGACAACCUCUCUCAGCAGAUUUUUAUCGCCAAAGCAUUCCUGGAAAAGGAUUAUGAAGCUAUCAAGGCGCGAGAGGCGGUGCCGCAACCCGCGGAGGAUGAAGUUAUGAAGGAUGUGGGCCUGAACAGUGCAGCCCAGGUGCAACCACCACCUGCCGAGAAGGCUGAAAGCCCCGAAAAGGUCGAAGCGAAGAAGGAAGAAGGUACUGCAGCAAAGCCGCUAGCGCCCACCGCAGCCGUGCCAGAACCCCAAGCGACCGAGAAUGUGGCAGUGAAAGAAGAGCAGAAGCAUCCCGGCACAACUGCAUCUCCCGAUCAAGAAAUGAAUGGGGGCGAGGGGCUCAACUUUGACUCGGUUCUCAAUGACACGGGGGGCUCUAAUUCUUUCGACCUUAAUCUUGACUUUGGCAAUGACGAUAUGGGCAACCAAGCCUUCCUCUCCGGAACGACCUUUGGCAACACACCUGCCACCGGCGCCGACAAGCCGAAUGCUUCAUUGCCGGCGGAUAAUACGAAUACGGUUCCGGCUCCUGCUGGCGGGGGUGCGUUCGACAUGGAGCUGCAAAAGACCGACGGCGAUGCCAACAUGUUCCCUGAGCAAGGUACUGGAACGGACGAUAUCAUGCCUGGAGAAUCCAGCUUCGACGACUUGUUUAUGGAAACGGAGAAUUUCGGUGAGGGCACUGGAGACCUCAAUCAGUUGGAGGGAGAUAGUUUGAUGAACAUCAGCGAGCUGGAUGACAACUGGUUCAGCUGA
Molecule: messenger RNA, 927 nt
Organism: Penicillium argentinense
Lineage: Eukaryota; Fungi; Ascomycota; Eurotiomycetes; Eurotiales; Aspergillaceae
Exons: 3
Coding region: 1-927 (308 amino acids)
Source: RefSeq, a predicted model, not a curated record